AAGAGACUAAAUGAUCAGGUUUUGAAUGUUGCUUUAUUGAUUAGAGGCUAACGAAACAAGCAAUAUGAAGUCGAUUCUUUUUCUUUUGUUCGUCGUAGUUUUGUUGGAAUUUACUCAAGCUCGAACUAGACGUUGUGACGAUGAAAAUGAUUGCGACCAAAAUACUGAAUGCUGCAUAACUACAACACUGACUGGUCGAAAAGGAACUUGUAAACCACUCUCAUUCGCAGGAGACAGGUGCAGUAAUUCAGUAUUAUCUUCUGACUAUGGAGACAAAUUUGUGAGAUUUUGUCCUUGCCGCGGAGAUCUUGAGUGCAUGGAAUCACGCCGGAAUGCAGACAUUGGAGCUAAAAACGCGUGGCGCUUUCGUUGUCGUCGACCACGAACAGGCGACGAACCAGAUGGUGAGAAACCUGAAGGAGAAGAACCAGAGGGUGAAGAACCUAAUGUUGAAGACAUUGAAUAUUAAACAGAAAAAGAAGUUUUUCAUCUUUUUAAAAGAGGAAUGUGUUAUAUUACACCGAAAAUUACUUGAUAAAAGCAAAAAUAGGCAAAUUUAGUUUUAUUUUGAUUACUGAAUAUUUUAUACGUUUUCUUUUUAUUUUGUUGAUUUUUAAAGGAAAAAUAAACACACUGAUCAUUCUAAAAAAA
Messenger RNA from Uloborus diversus, 651 nucleotides. RefSeq lists its product as uncharacterized. The transcript is spliced from 4 exons. Bases 65 to 469 code for a protein of 134 amino acids. Lineage: Eukaryota; Metazoa; Arthropoda; Arachnida; Araneae; Uloboridae. The record is from RefSeq and is a predicted model, not a curated record.